Molecule: messenger RNA, 2174 nt
Organism: Zonotrichia leucophrys gambelii
Lineage: Eukaryota; Metazoa; Chordata; Aves; Passeriformes; Passerellidae
Gene: RNASET2
Product: ribonuclease T2
Exons: 12
Coding region: 379-1146 (255 amino acids)
Biological process (GO): RNA catabolic process
Cellular component (GO): extracellular region
Molecular function (GO): ribonuclease T2 activity; RNA binding
Source: RefSeq, a predicted model, not a curated record
CCGCCCUCCGGGGCGGGGCCUGGCGGGCCCGGGGAGAGGGCGGGCAGCUCCUGCGGGCAGCGCCGGGGCGGCGGGCCGAAGUUAGGGCUGUCUGCUGUCGCAGUGACAUCGGUGAGCCGAGCCCUGUGCUGGUUGCCCUGCGAGGAGGGCGAGGAGUCGCCGAGCUCGGCGCUUCCCCGGGAAGCCGGCGGGGCUGAGCGCGGCCCCUGCUCCCUCCGGGUCACCCAACCCCGCUCAGAGAGAGCCCGCAUCGCGCUGAACGCUGUGAGAGGGGCGCUGCUGAAAUCGUGCCGUGCCGGUACAGUAAACCAAGAGUAAUCCCAAAGCUGUUCUUGCCCUUUGGAAUUUUAUACAUAAUAAAACUAUUUGGAUAACAAAAUGAAACCUGCCAAGCUGCACUAUUGGAUUUUGGGUUGGUUUUUCAUGGCACUGUGUUGUUGGUGUACUUCAGAUACUUUUAUUCAAAGUGACAUCCACCCUCAUGCCUGGAAAAAGCUCUACUUUGCUCAUCAUUGGCCAGUGACUGUAUGUAAGAUGAAUGCUAAUGAUUGUCAUGACCCUCCAAAGUACUGGACAAUCCAUGGAUUGUGGCCUGACAGAGCUGAAGACUGUAACAGAACAUGGCAUUUCAAUGUCACCGAGAUCAAGGAUCUUUUGUCAGACAUGAGACACUACUGGCCUGAUGUGCUUCAUUCAUCUCUGAAUCGCACUCAGUUCUGGAAACAUGAGUGGGACAAACAUGGCACUUGUGCAGCCACACUUGAGGUCCUUAAUUCUCAGAAAAAAUACUUCGGUAAAGCUAUAGAACUCUACCAGCAUGUUGAUCUCAAUGGUUGUCUCUUGAAAGCUGGGAUAAAGCCAAGCAGUUCAUAUUACAAGAUGACUGUUAUAAAGGAAACUCUUACAAGGUUUUAUGGUGUAACACCAAAGAUACAAUGCCUUCCUCCAGAAGAGGGUGAAGAAGCACAAACAAUUGGCCAGAUUGAAUUCUGCUUCACCAAAGAGCUGCAGCUGGUGAACUGCACAGCACGGGAGGGUGGAUCCAACGCGAUGCACGCUCACUUGAAGCUUGGAACUUCGGAGCUGUCGGUCUGCAAUGAUACUCUCCCAACCUAUUAUCCUUCAGAGGUCCAAAAUCACAAAUGAAGCCAUGGGAGUUUGAAAAACUUUUUCAACAGCAACAAAACCCACACUCAUGUAAUGUUAUGAGCCUCUGUCCACAGACCUAUAGUGAAGAUUUCUGCUAGAAAAGAGAGUUAUUUUGCCAUUAAAGAGGAGUGGUCCACAUUAUGAGAUCAGCAUCUGAUCUACAGCAUGGUCUGGGUUUUUUGGCUUGCUUAUGGUUUGAAUCAAUGUUCAAAAGAGAACUGUGACUUCUCAGUUUGUCAUGCAGUUGUCUGCCACUUUAUCUGCUUUUUGGUUUUUACCAGUGAGUCAGGGAACUUAAUUCUUUGUAUUGAAAGGAUGAUUGUGUCUCUGAGAUGAGGUGGCAGUUUCUUGAGAGGGAAAUAUUGUAAACAGAACUCUUGAAACCUGUCUGGAGGUCCAUUCCCAGAUGUAAUAGCCACUGCCUUGCAUAAUUGCUCUCCAAGUGCAGAACAGAGAUCAUAUCCUCUGAGGUGUUAAACCUUUCUUUGCUGAGAGAUCACAGUGGACCAAAGACAACUGUUCCAUAGCUUCUUAGUGAAAUAAUAAUGUUGUCCAAGUUUGGGCUUUUCUACCUUAAAGAUCUCAGGGAAACUGUAUUGGUAGCCUUACCUGUUCUUUGAUUAUUUCCAUGACAGUAACUCUAUACAGACUUGGGGAACAACCAAUUCUACAACUUACAUGUUAGUUCAGGAGGAUGUUAGGCCCUAGAAAUAUGUUGUUACUAAUUUUGUGUUUGAGCAUUCAGCAUUACUACUUGUGAGUGCCUGCACUUGUAUAUAAAAACAAGAUUUUCACAUCAUUGCUUUGUUCCAAGAAACAUCUUUUUAUAGAUGAAACAAUAAAUACUGCCAGAUUUUCAGUAAAAAGUACAGAUAUUGGCAAAAGUGCAUCUCUACCCCAUAAUGAUGAGUAAAAUGCCAUGAAGAUGGAUGUUUCUAAAGGGAACCAAAUUUUGAUGACAUCUUCCCCAAAGUGCUGUGUUGAUCUGUGUGUCCCAAAUAAAGACAAUUAUGGCUCAAGGAACC